Messenger RNA from Pocillopora meandrina, 20256 nucleotides. The record is from the annotation of a GenBank genome assembly. Lineage: Eukaryota; Metazoa; Cnidaria; Anthozoa; Scleractinia; Pocilloporidae.
CAGCAGAUUACCCGCAGACACAACACUAGGAUCUGUUAUGUCAUAACUCGGAACUGCCAUGGAAGGAAAAUUAAACCUAAAACUAAAUGUUGUCGAUGAAAAUGGGUGUGAAUUAACCGAUGGAAGGUCACUUCUCUAUCAGACAACGUACACAGUCAGGUAUGUCGAAAAGCAACUUUCAGAAAUUUGAAAUUUAAUUUCAGAUCCAUAUCCAGUAGUUCAACUUCCGCUUUUUUUGCAUUGGUUCAUUUUGAUAUUAGCUUUAAGAAUCGAUCCGUAAACUAGUUGGUUCAGAGAACGUUUCGAAGUAUUUUUUCCAGGAGGACAAUUGUGUUGAUGGAAUGGAUUCUAGUUUACCUCGAUCGCUUUCUUUCAAGCCAUUCGCCAUAAACUAGUUUGCAACUUAAUCGUUUACUUAUAAUAACGUCAUUUGCUUAUUAAAAUUGUAUUAACAAGCCUCAAUUGCUAGAAUCAUUAUUCCUGCGUUAACUUCAGUUGUAUUUAUUCAUGUAUUAAUUCACUGCAUUAGGAGUUUGUUUUGCUGUUUAUCUUAAUGUGAAUUUACUUGCACAUGAAAAAGAAAUCUUGUUGUAGGGAUUGGUGGGUUAAGUCACUGCUGUUGAGAAUCAACCAAUCAUAUUGGAGCAUAAUGCUUCUUAACGUGAUAUGUAACCAGUUCACAAGAGGAGCAGUUUGCCAUGAAAAUAGUGCAAUCUCCAUUGCAAGAGAAUAAAUGAUGACUGAUCUUAGUGAACAUACUGUGAUGCUUCAUUGCUUCAAGAUCUCAUUAGUAAUUCUCCUUACUGUCUCUCAUACAAUUCUUAUGAUGUCAAUACUGAGAAUUUGUUACUGGACCAACUAAUAAUUCCUGAAUUGAUGUUUUUCUUCAUUCUCAUCACUAGAUCACUAGUCUUCUUAAUGUGUACUGAUAUUGUAAAGAGAAAUUCUGUCUUGGUCACUCAUUGGAGUUAAAGGAUUAAAAAAUUGAAGUGGAGCACGAUUCUUCUUAAGAUGAUGUGCGACCAGUUCUUCUCAUCAUGUAAUUAAGAGGAGCAGUUUGUCAUGGAAAUAGCACAGUCCCCAUUAGAAUUGAAUGCAUUACAAGACGAACUACCAUGACUGAUUGCUGGAAACAUAAUGUGAUGCAUUAUCUGUACUUUAAUGUGAAUUUUUCCUAGGAAUCUGGUACAUGUUCAUAAGGGUAGCAAAAGAGGGGUCCUGAUCCAGUUCCACACAAAUUUUUUUUAGAAAAAUUCCCAUGUCAACCAAACAACUCAUUUUGAAUUUCUAAUUUCAGAUGGAAAGAAGUUGUGCAGUGGGUGAAGGACAAGCUGUCAAUCACUUACUCACUAGCAUUUAGUUAUUUUGAUGAUGAGGGUGAUCUCAUAUUUGUAAGUGUUCAUUUUUUACAUGAUGAUAUAUGAGCCCUUUACAACUUAACAUCAGUAUCCAUGUUCUCUAUACUUUUCCCUUGACAUUUCCUUAGGUACUGACAAGGAGAAUUUGUGUAACAAUCAAAGCUUCUUAACUUGGUGAUCACUUCAUCUAUUCUCAUGAACUCAAUGAAUGAUUCAGCAGUGUUAAUGAAAGCAGAAAUCAGCGGCUGGUCAUUGUUAAGGUUUUUAAGAGUUAGUUACUCUUUGAUUCUGGGUCCUGUUGUUCAAAACAAAGUUAACCCUUUAACCUCUACCAUCUAAUUUCUCCAUACAAUAUCACCCCUGAGUCACACAUUAAGGUCAUCAGAAUUAAGGAAAUGAUCACCACAUAUAAAGAAGCUCUUGAUUGCUGAACAAAUUCUCCUUGUCAGCACCUUAGAACAUGUAUAGAGAACAGUAUGGAGAAUAUGCAUACUGAUUAUUGGGUUUUGUGUUUUGGAAAGAUACUUUGGCACACACUGCUUCUCACCACCCAGUAGUAUAUAGUAAGACAAAGGAAGAACUGAUAAAUUGCUACAGCUGUACAAUAAUCUGUAUGCAAAAAGCAAUCCAUUGAGUAUGUGAUCUAAAGCAAUUAACUCCAAGAGGCUUCAUGUUAUGAAAACUGGAACUAGUUACAAGGGUGUGGACCACAGGCUUGAUUGGGCAGACUAUUUUGUCCUGAUAGUGAUAGAUGGUGAAUUUGAGUAUUGAGCAAGAUUAAAUAAAAACACUUUCAUUUGAAUACAUCCCUAUUUCAUAACAGCUGGGCUAUAAGCAUGGUAGCUGAAUUACUUACAAGCCAUUCAUAAGAAAUCCAUGGCCUCUGCUGUAAAGCAUGACUAUGUAAGAAGCACUCAUGAAGAAAAUUGAAUUUUGGUAACAUUAAGAUACUGUAGAUUCUUCACUUGGCCUUGUUUUUGUGGCUUGCUGCUUUUGUUAUUUAGAAAGCAAAUUGCAUAAAGCGUUUUAGAGACUUGAACAGGUAACAGAAUUGUCCAAACAUUCCAUGUCAUUAAUAUAUUUAUAAUAUAGGGAAACACGGAACAAGAAUGGAAGGAAGUGUUGGAAAACAAACAUGAAAAUAAAGAUGGAUGUGGAUCUACAAUCUCUGUCAAUAUUCUUCUUUUGGGAAAGGCUGAAACUUCAAGUUGUUGUAAAGAAGUGAAGGCACAAGUAUGUUGGCAAUCAUCCUUUAUACAGUCAGGUGGAAGGUAGAAUGCUAAGGGAAAUAAGUGCACAGAUGCAGCAGCUGAUCUGAGUACAAGGCUGUCAGAAAGCCUUUUUAUCCCAAAGUCUAAUGCUUAUUCUCUCCUCAAGCUGCUGCUCACAUUUCUUUUAAAUUAGUUACAAGAAUUUGGUGUUAGUUCAAGAGAACAACCUCUACAUGAUAAGUUUUUUGUCAGAUCUUGCCUAAGACUGGGAACUAUUCCGAUAUAAUGCUCUUACUGGAUACAUGAAUUGAUGUGAUUUGUUGUAGAAGCCGACAAGUCGUUGUACUGGAGUACAAUCAAAACUGUCCUGCUGUGAAUUUUUGAGGCCACUCCCUCCCAACCCAGAUGUAGUCAGUGACCCACCAGAGAAAAAGUAAGCCCAAGAAUGUUUGUAGGAUAUGCAAAGGAAUGUUGAAAUGUUUUGGUUCAAUACUGGUCAGAAUGAAGCAAGUACAUACCAUGAAAACCAGAAUAGUAAUGCAUCAAUCAGUUUGAAGUUGGUGAUCAUUUCUGUUACUCUUAUGAGCUUAAAGUAUGAUUCAGGGGUGAUACUGUAAGGAGAAAUCAGAUGCUGGUGUUAAGUGUCAUUUUGUGUUGUCAGGGUCAACCCACGUUUGCACGAGUACAAGUACAGUGGUGAUGCCCUGAGAGCUGUUGCUUUGCCACUUGGACCAAUAGGUAUGUGAAAAACAGAAAUAAUAUAUAAAAAAAUUUUUUAUUUAUAAACACUUUGUAUUAAGUAUGCCAUUUUCAGUAGUUUAAUUAACACAUAAUAUGACUUGUGUGGAUGUUUUGCGCAUUGUGUGGUUUUUUUCUGAGCCUGUCAGGGCAAAGAAUGUAUCAUAAGUUAAAGCAUUAUAAUUAGGGAUUUAUUGAUACCACUGUUGUUCCAAGACUAUAAUUAUAAUUCCACUAAAAGUAAAGCCAAUAAAAUAAAAAACAAAAUCAAAGUUUAGAUCAUUCAUUGCAGGCCAUUUUGUUGCUCUGUAUUUUUGCCCUACUCUACAAUGCAUUCUUAUGAUCAUAUUUGGUAAAAUUACAUGGCAGUGGAAAAAAUAAAAAGUUAAUAUGAUUAUUUAUGCUUGAAUCAAAAAGCACAACCUUGAAAAAAAAGAGACCAUAUCUGAGAUGUGCAAAACCACUCUUUUAAAGCACAAAAGGGGUGGUGUGAGGCUCCAUUUUCACAGCAAAGGUUUUACACUUAGCCUCUUUUUCCAAGUGAUGGUUUAUAGACAUUGGACCAAAACAGUCCUGAUUGGCUAGUUUCCCCUUCAGACUGAUCUUGUGGAAGUACCUUGACCUUACAUUUUAUUUACAAUGGGCCUUAUGCCCUCUGCUUUCAGAGAAAAGAUUAGACCUCUGGCAUUAAUUCACUUAUAAAUUAAAGUAAUUUCUUACCAAUCUUUCUUGGACUUGCAAUAUUUGAUUUGCAUUAUUUGACAUAUGGUGAUCUAUUUUAGAAUGUUUGUGACAUGAUGAUUGAUAAAUUUUAUUUUCAAUUUUUUUAGUUAGUAAUUUAUGAUAAUUUAUCUUAAAUAUUUAUUUGAUCAUUUUUUAAAUUUGACAAUUUAUGAUAAUUUAUUUUUGACACUUUAUUUGAUUUUUCAGGUGGCGGCUCUAUAGCAUUAGCUGGUGAUGGGGGUCUACGCCAGUGGCAGAUUACCAACACAGUCAAUCAUUUAGCUCAUGUACCAGAUUCAUUCUUUGCCAUUCGGUUUGUAAAUGAUUUGUUUUGGUUGAAGUCUUUCCCAAGUUUGUUGAGUUGAACCAAGAAAACCAGAGUAAAACCAAUCAUAGGGGCAGAUCCAGGAAUUAAUUUGAUAGGAGGCAAAAAACAUAGAAAUGUAUUUUUUCCCUUAAGCCAAAUUACAUGUAAGGAAAGAAAUAUUGCAAGACAAGUAUAGUAGAUAUAGGUUACUUUAUAAAGAAUUAAUUUUACAUGCAGUCCUGUCAUUACUGACAAUAAUUUUGGUGUCUGGAAAGUGGUAAAAAACCUACAGAUUUGAUUCCACACACCCUUUCUGUGGAUUUGCUACUGAAACCUCUAAGAGAUCAGAAAAUAUAAGCAAACUACAACCCCACAUGAAAUUAGCCUUCCUGACUACACAAGUCACUUUUUAUACAUAUUAAAUAUUUUUAGUGUUAAUGUCUUUCACAUUUUCACAGUAAAAUAUUUACUACUCAUUUUAAUGUUUCUUUUGUUUGAGAUUGAUGGUUUGAAAAAUGUUAAAUCAACAAAAUUUGAGCCAUUUCAUAAUUGAUAUACUUUUUAUUUUUCCUAGAGUGGAGCAAGGAAGCACCAGUGAUGCAGUUAUUCUUCAGUCAAGUACGUGGUACGAUGAGGAAGGAUUCACUCCUGCAGCAUAUGUCACAGACCAUGGUAAUUGGUAGAUCUUUCAGAUAAGAUUAUUAGAAAUCUGCAGCCCUUUUGAACAAUGUAAAAAUACAUAUCACUCCUUCUAUUUCAAAUCUAUAAAUGAGAUUAACUGAUCUGAACUCAACUUUAUUUUGUAGUUGUACCAGAUGGAUCUAAAGAGCUUCUCAGUGAACUACCUGGAGUUAAAACUUUGGAAGUCACGGCAAAAUACCCCAUUGCAGAAGGUUUGUCACCCAAUAAUAAUUUAUUAAACAAUCAGUACUGGUAACUGAAAUUUCAAGGCAAGGAACCUUUUUGCCCUAACUCAUAAACUUGGUAGCUUUCUUUCAGAAAGCAAAAUAUAGCCAUAUAACUGUAUUUUUGUAGCUUCUCUGGUAAGUAUUCAGAGAUGUGCUCCAGAUUUAGUGUUUCAAACUGAUGCAAAAUACAUGUGAAGGGUCAAAACACUUUGAUUUUUGAGCAGGGAGGGCAAAAUAUCUAAGUUGGUUUUUAUGGGGGAGGGGUGAGUCAAUGAUUGUUGCUGAAAGGUUGAGUCAUUUACAGUAUAGACUUACAUGUAUGUCACAGCCUCCAUUUGGACUUCCUUGUUCCAAUUCUCCCAAACCACCCAGCACUCCUAUAUGAUGGGGGAUAUCUUUUACCUUGUCUGUGGAUCAUACUACAAAAUAUUCACAUGAUUUCUUUGCCUUUUCCAGUUGACGUUUUAAGUGAUGAGGUGCCUGUCCAAGUGCACUUAGAGGCAUUCAAUCCUUGCAUCCCUCUGGACUCCAAGAACAGUGGAAUACCAGUGGUUGUCUUAAACUACACUGUGACAAAUUCAUCAAAAGAUGCUGCAAAGGUGAAUUACUUUGUGAUGACAAAACUUUCCCAUCAUAUCUUAUGCUUAGGCUGCUCAACUGAGAAAGGACUUACAGUACAUUACACUUACUGGCUCUAGAGAGGGUAUUAAGUGAGGAGAGCUUCCCAGAGUUCAAUGGACCUUUUAGUGGUGAUGCACAUGUGUAUUGAUAACAGUUUUUAAUGUAAAUAGACUAAGAAAGAUGGAAAGUUUUGAGUUUUGUGAAGAAAUAGAGAACAUGGGAGUGUAAUCCAAAGGUCUGAGGUGCGAUUACUUAUGGGGAUUCAGAAUUUUUUUCUUUGUCCCAGGCUUAUGGCAAUUAAGACAAAAAACAUGUUUCUCUAGUAUUUAAUGUGUUUUACAUGUAGGUUUCAUUACUGGGAUCACUCCAAAACAUUGCUGGCUGGAAUGGACAGACUCCAAUUGCUUCAGAAGGUGUGAAUUUAUUGGAUUUUUUUUACUUUGCUCCUGUAAUCCUUUCUGAGUGUACAAUGUAUUCCAGUGAGCAACCUUGAGAGGUUGGAAAAAUGCUCUCUGAGCAUCCUGUGACUCAUAUAUAGUUCUGUCUUUGAUUUUCUCUAUAUCUGUAAAUCAAUGGUAACCCUUUAUCUUAAGAGAAACUAUCAGGCCAAUGUUACUAUAUAAAUAACAGAUAAAGAGAUAGUUUUUACUUUCAAAUUAGCAUUUUAUCAAAAGCUGUGAAUGAAAGAUUUCUUCUAUAUAUUCUGACAGAUUGUGCAAAUUAAUUUGUUAAUGAUUCAAGUGUAAUUUCACACAAUGUAUAGUUGGCAAAAUUGGUUUGUAGUUUUUGUAGUUAAUGGAAUUGGUGCACUUUAAAAGUGCAGUUGUGGUGGAUCUUGUGACAUGUAAAAUUAAUUUACAGAUUAUAAAAGUUCAUAAAAGUGAUAUUUUAAAAUAAAUAUUGUUUUUUAUACCACAUGAAUUAAGAUGUUUGAUACAUUUGUUUUGUAUUGUAGUUGCCUGUGAUGGAUAUGGUGGAAAUAUUAACAGUCUUUUGGAGACCAGGUAUCAUCGAGUUUAGUUUGUGUUUUCAGACAGUUAAGAGGAAUGCUGACAUAAUUUUUCUUUCAAUAAUGACCUGGCUUGAUAGUUUUCUCUGUAAAUCUCCGAUACCUCUAGUAACAGGAUGUGUACCAAAUUCAUUUUUAUAUUAAUGAAUCAUUUGAUAAAAUUAAUGUUUUUUGUUAGUUUUUAAUUUCUUUUUGUGGAAAUUUAUCUAGCUGUCUGUUUGGUAUUGACAUGAGUAACCCAUCCUUGGAAGAGCGGAGUGCAUCAAAUGGACAUGUGUCAAUAUCAGGUACUGUAAAUAGAGAUUCUGUAGCAGCCUAUAGUUGUACAACCAGUCGUUUGAUUUUAGAAGUUCUUAUUCGGUUGAGAAGUGCCCCUUUCCCCAUUAACAGUGUGAAACAAAGUUAGCUGAAGAAAAUAACUUGAUACUGUCUUGGGAGUUGAAAGGCAGAGAGAGGUGCCGAUACAGCUAGGUACAACUAGUAGCAGGUUUUUACACUUCUAAUAACUGGCAAGGAUUGGUUUACUCACCAUGGUUGUACUGCUCACUUUAAAGACAGGCAACUAACAUUUAUCCUGUAUCCUGACAGUGAUCUGUGAAAAAGCAUCUAAUCGAAUUAUUAAUUACUUGACUUCCUUAAUGUUGGUGUGCAUAUAUUUUUCAACAUCGCCUACACCUUGUGCAGCUAUAUCAAGAGAUUUUUUUCUUUUUUCAAUGUUAGACAAACCCAAUAAACUUAAAAUUAAAUUAUUUUUAUGCUUAAAACCAAUUUUAAAAUUUAUGCACCCCAAAUUGUGAUGUUAUCACAAUGGCUCAUUAAUUCAUUGUCUAUUUUAUGUUAAUUAAAUUUUUAAAUUAUUAUUUUUGCAGUGGUGAAAAAGCCAGGUGAUAGUUUGUCUACAAUGCUCCAAUAUGAUGAUGUGAAAGAGAUGUGGCAAUAUUUUACAUUAUCGGGACUACCUGGGCAAGGAAAGUGUGGUCCCUCUCCAGUAAGUUCUUUACAAAUUAAUGGUCAGGUUAAUUCUCAUGUAAAGUAAAGGUGCACUGAGCAUUUGAGCCCAAUGAGCUGUCAAGCCAGAGCUUCUAUUUCAAAGCACUUAGUGGAAUGGAAUAUAAUUACAGUGACUUCUCUUGGUCAGUGGUCUGAAUUCGAGUCUAUCACUGGUCACUGGCACCUGCAACCAACCCCCUCCCCCCUUCCUCCCAAUGGGUCUUGUCUUGUAACUUACUGUAAUAUUAAUUGUAUACACAGUAUAUUUUUUGUCUCUUGAUUUAGAUGGAUUUAUUAAACAUAUAUUAUGGGAAGAGGUGCAUGAAAAAAGUAGCCUUAUGCAACUUUCUGAUAGACUGUUAGAUUCUUAACUUCCAAAUGUGUCAAAUCUUCCCUUGUGGAACAGGCGGAGAAGUGUUCUGCACUACCCUUCAUUUAUGCAUUUCCACGGAGAUGGAUGUGGUUUUCUAUGUGCAAAACCUUAAAGCUUUUAAGUUGUUUGUAUUUUCUGAGUUAAAAGAUAAGGAGUAGGUUUACCAUGAUUGUCUCUUUACAGGUGGGUAAAACUUGGAAUGGAGCUGUUUGUUGUGAGAGAGAAGUCCCACCUAACAGUUCAGAGGUAAAUUUUAAUUUCUCAUAAAUACCAAAUAGGCAACAGAGAAUGCUAGGAACAGAUUAGUCUUAAUUUUAUUUUAGGAGUAGCUUGUUUAUGACUGUGAUGAAAUGCCAAUGUGCUGAAUUUCAAAUUCCAGUUGGACUAGGAAACAGUGGACAAAGAGUUUAUUCACUGAUGUACCACUGUUAAAUCCCCUGAUUAUUACCACCACUAUUAUUAUUACAAUUAUUACUAUUAUUUAUGAGUAGAAGAUCAAACUGGGUUAAAUUCAAACCCAGUAAUGAUUCAAUUUAUCAUAACCUAUUUGUAUUUCAGACCUUCACAUUUCUCUUGGCUUGGCAUUUUCCACACAGGUAUGUUGUAUUAGUAUAGGUAAUAACAUGAUGUCAAGUGCUAUUUGGUGUCGAUAAGCAGGAGUAAAUUUUGGAAAGACGACGGGUGAGUGCAAUUUGUUGUCUUUGAAAAAUGUACAAUUGCUUAUUUGUACCAAAUUGCAUGAGAAAUCAUGUUAUUACUUAUUAUUAAUUUACAUGAAAAAAAAAAACAUCACAAAAAGUCAAGACAGGUGUGUUUCAUGAAUAAUAGUGUACAUGACUGGCUGAAAAUGGGUGCAUUCUCAUGUAACAUGAGUGCAAAAUUGUAACAUGAGUGCAAUUACAAAUAGCGCAUACUGUCAAAAUUUAUCUGUCUUUACUUUCUGUGAAGAUUUUUCAUGUACAUCAUUAACAAGCAACAACAUGAUUUCAAGUUCAGAUUGGUGUAAUAAGAACUUAUAAAUUUUUCAAAGACUACAAAUUGCACUUGCCCUGCAGGCUUGUGCAAUUUUGUUGUAUUUGAAUAAUUUACUUGUGCUUAUUACAACUAAAUUGCAGUGGAAAUCAUUUUAUUACCUGCGCUAAAGCACUCACUUUCUGCCAAUCAGAAGUGCAUAUUUUUUCAUGUAUAUUUUAUUAAGCUGGAAAUGGUGUAAGCAAUUAAUCAGAAAUAAGACAUGGCAUCAAAAUCAUGAAAUAUGUUGGAAAAGGUUUACUUUACACAGUUUUAUCGAUACAGUAGGGAUUGGUGUUCAUUUGAUGUUUUUGAAAUGAACAAGUGAUUGAUACUUUAUAUUGAUUGAUUGAUUUUUUAUUUAAUUAAUUAUUUGAUGGACUUAUUGGUUGACUGAUUGAUUGAUUGAUUGACUGAUUGAUAUAUCAACUGAUUCAUUGAUUGACUGUUGAUUGAUUGACUGAUUAAUUGAUCAAUUGAUUGAUUGAUUACUUAAUUGACUGACUGAUGGGCACAGUGCACUGUACAUGUUGGAGUCUGUGCAAGUGUGUGCACAGGACUCCAAGUCCAAAAUUUUCCAAAAUUGCCAGCUGGGGACUACAAUCAUUGAUUAGUUGCUUGAAAAAUUUUUUUAGUUGACUGAAAGAGAAAAGAAAUAUUUAAAAUGUCAAAGGUUGUGACAUUGUAAGUGAUUGCUAAACAAAGGUUAACAAACUGGUUGGUAGAUUUGCUGCAAAUUUAGGGAUCAAAACUACUGCAGCUCAAAUUUUUGAUGUAGUAUGUUGCAGGGCCAAAAAGUUCAUUUCCCUAUCAUAAUAUACAAUUCAUGGGAUGUGACACUGUCAUUGAAGUCAUAGUGACAAACCUCACAUUUUUGCAAUUUUAUUUCUUCCAUUAAAGUUAAAAUUUUACUUGUCUUCUGGACAGAUAUGUAAACUGGAGCCAGGGGUAUUUUGGUAUCAACGAUCCCAAUACACAGUUUUACAUUGGCAAUCAGUAUUGCAAGUUCUGGAAGAACAUUAACGAGGUGAGAACACUAUCACCCAAUGUUCCAUUUGUUUAAUCCUUUGCAAUCAGUAUGGCAAGUUCUGAAAGAACAUUAACGAGGUGAGAGCACUAUCACCCAAUGUUUGAUUUGUUUAAUCCUUUGCACUUUACAUCUGGUUGUUGCUGACAGCCAGACAAACACAGGCGUGUAUGCAUUCAUUUAAACAUAAGGCAAUUAAUGUUGGUUAUGCUGUGGUACCCAUAAGGUGGUACACCUGGGCCCAGUUGGUCAAAGGGGCGGAUAGCACUAUCCAUUGGAUACAUCGCAUUCCAGUGAAUAAGUGUUUAUAAAAUGUAAUAUGCUAUCCACAGGAUAGAGAUUUAUUCAAGGGAUAGCGUUAUCCACCCUUCAAACAACUGUUGCCUGGGGUUACAGAAUUUAUAUGCUCCCCUACUGUCUUUUGGAAUUCAGUCAUAUGGGUGGACAAUCAAGGACCUAAAGUGUUCUUUACAAUGUAUGAUAUUCAAAGUUGUUUGUGUUUGGAGGACAUGGUAAAUUUUGUUAACCUGAAUGUAAACAAAAUUACGACAAAAAGUAAUUAUACUGUUAUUGUUAAGGUUAAAAAGUUAUACUGAUAUUCAUGUUGGAUCUUUAAAACUUCACAAAAAUUAGUUUGUGACAAUUCGAAUUCCUUUUGGAACUGAGCGUGGCAUUCAUUUUAUCUUUUUAUCCUUUAUUUAGUUUGUGCUUUAGUUUAAAAUAAAAGAAAGAACUGCCCUCAUGGAAUGAUGUCGUAAGUUUCACCUUGCCGAAAUACUGUUUCCUCAGUGAACAGAGCGUAGCCUAUAUUUCUUUCACCCAACCUGUAAUUUGGUGCCUUUGUGAGUGAAAUUGAAGAAGAAAUGUUGACGAUGGCCUCCACUGUUUGUAUUUCAGGUUUUGUACUACACAACUGCUAACUUGGAGUCCUUAACAUUGUCGACCAGGGUCUUUAGGAAUGCAAUGUUUGAUUCCACAUUGCCGUGGCAAAUAAUUGACAGUGCAGCUGGACGGCUGUCUGUUGUAAGGUGGGUUAUGAUUGAAAGUUUGAUGAUCGCAAUUAAAGUUUGGAGGGUUAUAGCUGUUUUAACAACGGCUGUAUGAAAUUGGAAACGAUCACCUACUACUGCUCAUGAUUAUUAAACAAAUUCUCCUUGUCAGUACCAUACGAAAUAUGUAGAGAACAGUAUGGAGAAUAUUGAUACUGAUCUUAGGGUGUGCUGUGAUGAUUUGGUCAAACCAAUCAUCACGUGUUAAGAUUUUGUGACGAUUGCUUGGUUGGUCGUUGUAGCCAGGAAGGAUCCAGGGACAACAAGUCCUUUUUCCAGUUUUCUUGAUUCUUUUCAAGUAAACAUUAAUGCUUUGUUUCGCACAUUCGGCUGCUUCCAAAAGAGACUAAAAUAAGCACUGUUUCGACCCUUAAAACUUUUAAAAGUUUCGAAUAAGCGCCUUCCCUUGAUGUACCAAAAGUCAUUACGUUCAUCAGAUUUUAACGAGAGAUAAAAUAUUUUCUGUUAGAUCCCCCACGUGUAUGUGGUUGGCUGAUGGCAAUCUUUAUGGAUUUGAAGGUAGAAAUGAUUAACAUCUAACUUCGUCACACAACGCUGACACAUUAUCCAGCAUGCUGGUGAUGAGAAUAUGGGAAUAGACGUUUCAGUUUGGGUGUGAAACCAAACUCGCUAAGUUAAUUUUUUAUGAGAUGUGAAGCGGUUAUGAAUAAGAGAGACUAAUCAGACCCUUGAAGUCUUGAGGGGCGAAUACGGUUUUAAAACCAUCAUGUUAUAAUGUGGCCAGAGGGAAAAUGCAGUAGUGGUUCUUGUUAGCCUGUGAGAAGGCCCCAUCAGGAGAGCUUGGGCGCAAGCGUUUUUUUUCCCGCGGGAAGGUACCAGCCCUUGAGCAACGUGAGCCAGUGAUAGGUCAGCUAGCGGUCUGGCACUGAUAGUAGUACCAGAUCCCCGGUAAACCUCUCCCCGACUCGCCUCAUAUAUUCCCGUGGGCGGAGAAACGCGCGACCUGCAGCACUAAAAUGACUAUAAUGGCCUUCUCGCAAGCUAGGUUCUUGUUAGGUGAAGUGAUUCUGGAAACUCUCGUCUCAGUUUUUACAGUAUGAAAAAUUGAAUUUAAAUUUUGGAGAGGUCGAAGCGUUUGCCAAUACGUAACGAGAUUGAAUCUUUGAACUUGAUUGAAUGUAUAUAUCUAAUUCAAUGUAUCUAUUAACGUUUCUGGUUGUCUUUUUUGUCUCCUUCCAUUUCCAGGAUGUAGUAAAGUUGGAGGUGAGUUCGUGUUGAAGCGCUUUUUAAUCGAGUGUUAUAAAACCAACUUCAAAGUAAUCAGAAUGGCAAAUCAAAGCUGAGGAGAAUAUCGUAAGGGACGAACGAGUACUUAAAGUGUAAACAAGCAACCUUUCCGAAGCACGAGUUAACGAGCAUGACAAAAUCGCGACUUGAUUUUGUGUGCCCUGAUUGAUUUAUAAGGUGGCGCGAGUUUUCUGGACCAAUUACGGAGCGAAGUAAAGCAAAAUCAAAAGUAAUUCCCGAUUCCUAUCGACGCUUAGUUAAAUGUUUACUCCACAAUCAAAUUUUACUGCAUUUCUCCAACACAGGCAUAAACGCACUUUUUAAGUUGUUGGCCACCUGUAAAGGAGAAGUUGGAAAUUUUAAUUUUCCUAUUAAAACUGUCGCUGUUCAAACAUCUUUGCACGAAUUUAUUUAGCCAAGACGCUAUUAUUAGGGUGUCGUUUAAACUGCGUUGGCGCUCAUUUGUGAAACUGUGAUGUUGAUUUCAUAUUUCAUGUCGUCAGGUUGUUGCCCGCUCAAUUGCACACACGUGUUCAACUACGAAAUGGCCAUUGCAAAGUAAGUUCUGUGGCACUAUAACUGUCUAAUUUUUGCGAGCGUCUGGGUCAUUCUUGAAACUAUCCCUUUUGAAGUUUCGCGAUUGGGAUUCAUGGUGCUCUUCUCUUUGCGCAACCUUUUCACCUUCUCUGAGAGUAUGGUAAACUGUAACUUUUCUUCACAAUGUGAAUGUUAAGUAGAGAUGACGCCUCAAAAAGAUUAGUGUAUUCCACGUGCCUAUGAUAUUAACUUUAGUCAAAUGUACUCUAACAGUGCUCAUGAAUUUUUUAUUUUUAUCAGGUGUUUCCCUGAUUUGGAGAGAACCAUGAGAGUGGUUGACCUGAAAGAGCAGAUAGCUCCCAAUGCCAUCAUACCAAGGUACGGUUUGCCUAAAAUAAAGCAGAUCAUCAUUGUAGCGAACCACCAAUUAAUCGAGUUGAGAAGGUGCAGCGAGUGUUAGACGCAGCAACUUGACUUGCAAGAAAUGCGAAGCGCGAGAAAAGCAGACGGAGCCGCUGCCAAGUGCAGGAAAACCUGGAGUUGGUACCAAGCGCGGGAGAAUUUGCCACCGAGACGCGGGUAAACACUUAGCCUAUUGCCAGACGCAGGAGAGGUGGCCGAAAAAAAAUGCGUGACAAAAACGUGGAAGUGCAUUUUUGCGGUUGUAAUUGCGAGAAAUACCGUCCUACUCUUUUCGAAGCGUGAAGCUAUUUAAGUACGGUUCAGAGGUUAGGUAGGACAUAAACGCUCACUGGUAAUUGAAUAUGUUUGGAAAAGUGUUGUUUUCAUAAUAUUUUUAGCCGCACUACUGUGCCUCUUGAGCUUCGACGCUGGUGGAGCUUUUGGCCAAACUACACUGACGUUGACCCCGCCUCUACUACGAUAUGCGUUGAUGGCGAAAUUGGAACCGUGUUGAAAACCUACAGGGAGGUAAAUAUACCACAUACGAAACGAUCUUCUGUUGAGAAAUUUAGACAAAAAACCUAAAGAGGCAAUGGUAAAUCAAGAAGGAACAAGGAUGGCGAAAGAUGAAGACGAUUGACACGGAUUGCAAAGGAAAAUUCGAGACUUCAGGAUUAAUUUUACAAGUAAUUCAUUCCGCGCUCUUCUCAGAGCUAUCUCAACUGAGUGUUGAAAGUCAUUCAGGAUUGCUUUGGUUUCGAUAAACUUUGCUCUGUGAUUGGUCUAGGAAAACUCGCGCCAUAUUCUCAACCAAUCAGAUGCAAGUUAAAAACGAAUGCGACUUGACCACUCGCGUUUUCCCGCGCUUUAAGCAAUUUGCUUGAAUUCACUUUUAAUUCUUAUUGGCUAAUGACAAUGUAAACCUUGGUUCUGAUUGGUUGCUGGGAUAUCUUUGGUUUUAGUGUUUCGACUCCCAGUCUAUUUACAAGCCAAUAUAUAUUUGGCAAAUCUCUCAAAUCAGAUCACUAAAGGCUCAUGAAAGAAAUGCAAUUGUGGCCCUUCUUGUCCAUCAUUUCAGGUUCUUCAGGGGGCUACUCAAGAGUGGUUCAAUAGUUUAUGGCCAGCGGUUAAGAAAAUCAUGGCACGAUGGAUGGGGGAACUGGAUUCGGGAGAUGGUAAAAAAAAACAAAUUUUAAAUACUCUUGGUAGUUGUAUUUUUGGCUCAUUGAGAAUUUUUCGUUAAAAGAUAUCAGGCAUUUCUUUAAUUGCAUUAUUCACUCUGUCGAUGUUUCGUCUUCACAGGUUUGAUUCGUACUCCUCAGCCUAACACUUAUGACAUCUGUUUCUAUGGUGUGAAUACUUUCACGUGCUGUCUUUAUCAUUGUGCAUUACGGUUAGUAGCCACCAUUGUUUUAGUUAUGGUGUGAAAACCGUUCAUCGUUAAGAAUUUUCACGACAGAUUGUCGAUUAAACGGAACCAAAUCAUCGCUACAGCCAAUCAGAAUAAAGAAGUUGUGAAGGAGCCAAUGAAAACUCAGAAUGAACACACGUACCCGUCCUCUAGCGCGGGAAAACGCCUGUGUCUAAGUCGCUUUUGGUGCAAAAAUAUAAUCAAUGCAAAGUGAUUAACUGAGAGGAAGACGCGAGAUUUCUAGACCAAUCACAGCGCAAAGUAAAGCAAACCCUAUGUUUGUACACUCAUUAGGGAGAAAGUUUGCAUCAUUAUUUGUUAAGUUAAAAUGAGAUGUUAGAGAGUUUUUAGUCGGAAUAAUCCAGAAAUACAGGAGAAUGUGAGCUUUAUUUAUUUAUUCAUCCAGUAUUAUUUUAACUUUUUAUAUCGGAAUGAGUUGUUGAGCUAUUUUUCUGUUUUCGAUUGAAAGGACUUUGCUAUAUAGAGGUGUGUCUUUGACGCAUGCUACUGUCAAAUGAACUGCUACUGUACAAAGAUGGAUUUGUCCCAAACUGAUUCGUUAUUCCUCUUAUUGUGUUAUAGAGCUGCGGAGGAGAUGGCGAUACUUCAAAAAGAAUCGGUACAGUAAAGGUUUUUUCCAACUUUUUCCGUAUUUCCAUAGUUUGACCUUGUAACUCCCAGAGGUGAUAAACAUACAGCUUUUCCCUACAAUAUCCAAAUAUUAUCCAGCAAACAGGUAAUGGAAAUACUAAACUCAACAUGAAGAAGUUGUUAUCUUGAGCUAACACCGAAUUCUCGUAACUAUUUUACAAGGAAAUGUGUCGCGGCUAGAGGGGAGAAUUAACAGUUAGAUCUUGGGGGUAAAACUGUGAAAACAACACACCUGGGGGGAGGGGUGCGGGGGGUGUUAGGAAUUCUCGAGUACAUGUUACUCCUGAUUGUAAUAAAAAGUUAAUCAUAUUUGACGGUGAAAUAACCUGAUUUGCCUCCAUAUCGCCAGGAGAUUCUAGUUUAGUGAAUCGUGUCCCUCUUAUUGCCAGUCCUAGCUUUGCUUCUCAGCUUGCGAGCAGGUCUUUAUUAUUAGCGCUGCCGGACGCGCGUUUCUCUUACGGGGGGAAAGUUUGAGAAGAGUCGGGAAGCGGGAAGUUUAUCGGGGUCCCUCCUCCCUCUGGUGGACCUUUCGCCGGCUCUCGCUGUUCUAGGCCUCUUAAUUUCCCGCGGGCGAAGACGCGCGCGAGCCGAAGGGCUUAUCAGGAUAAUGGCCUGUUCGCAGGCUAAUGCAUUUGGAAGGUGUCUACAAUUGUUUAAGAUAAGAUCGCUAACUAGAAAAGCUUUGAAUGUUUUAAUUUUUUGGGCCUUUUAGGACCUUGCUGAUGAGUACUCCGCCAGGUUCAAACUGGGAAGUGUCAACCUCGAUAAGGCCUGUUACACAAACGGAAAAUGGUACACACAGGUAAGCCAUUUCUUAAAAAGAACCUUUCGGUGUACAAUGCCCUUCAUGGUGACCCAGGAGUGGCAUAGCUCAGAGCCUCUUUAUCAGGACGAGGUAGCAAUCCGUUUGAAUUUGUUCUAAAGAAUGCAAGUGAAUUUGAUCUGAAUUCUUUGAUCUGCUUUGGUUUCUUUUUUCUGCAACUCAUUAUGUCUGAGUCAUACGUGAAAUUUUAUUUUUUAGUUGGCGACGUUCGCGUUUACGUUUUUGCUACGGUUUGUAAGAACGAACCCCAUCUAUUAAUGCUUCAAUGACCGAGUAUUUGAUCCUAGUCGCUAUGAUUAUUGAAGGGAGAGGAAAAAGGGAGAAAGUCUUCACCUCUUCCAUCCUGGACUAUAGAGGGAUACUGUAGCCGAAAGGGGAUCCUUUUUCGUGCGUGUGGUGAAUGAACGGGCGCGGCUUCCAUAAGUGCAAAUGUGAAAAGAGAAAAACUUUCUUAAGUUGUUUGAAAGGAUCAAGCGACGACUCCAUUUGAUUAUUUUUUAGAGGUUACCCAUAAUCAUCCUUUACUGAAUCUUUCAUGGUAGAGAGUGAAUGCAUCGUUUCACAUCUUGGAUCAUUAAAGGACUCCUUUGUAAAAAGGGGUAAAGAUUUACACCUUCGGACGAAGUAAACCCGUACAAAAUUUCCUUAUCACAGCCCUUCCUCCCUUUCCACUAAACCUCUGCAUUUUAAUGUCUUAAUUGUAAUCUGUAUUGUUGUGUAGGUGCUAGAUCCAGAGAAUCCGAAAGAGGAAAUUGCCGACGGUAGGGUGACUUUCUAAUGUAAUUUUUGAGUGGGGCGGAUGAAGGGAGAAUGCAUUGCGUGACAAUAUUAGAGAGGCAGUGGGCUUGAGUCUUUGAUAUUUUUAAUUUUAGGAACGUUCAUUGAUUGUUUGCUUGGCCAGUGGUGGGCAAAUGUUUUGCAGCUCGGUGAUAUUUUACCAAAGGAGCAUGUCAUGUCUACUUUGGAGAACAUUUACUCCAGAAAUCACGUGGAUUCGUUUAAUCCAGGUAUGGCAAAUUGUAGUCGAUGAAGAUGGUUCUCUCGUGCAGGUUUUCUUUUGUUUCUAGCGUGACGUGUGUCUGCUAAGUUUCAUAGGUAGUCGUCUUUGCAGCUGUCAUUUGAAAUGUCACGCAACGCUGCUUGAAGAAGAGCUGAGAGGAGUGUUGCGUGACAUUUUCGAGAACGGCUACGACGGAUGAAUCCUUCUGGUUAGGUGAACAAUGAUAUUGGAAAUAUUGAUAUUAAUACUAAUAUUAAUGAUAAUAAUAAUGAUUCACCGUUAAUUCAAAUGUUAGAAUAAAAUUGAUCUUGAGCUUAAACGUUGGAAACCCAAGCAAUAUGACUCGUAACCUGCCAAGUAAUGUCGCCGCGAACUUUACCUUUAGUGUAAGUGUACCUUAUUUAAAGAGGUUUUUCGCAUAAUUUCAUUCCUGAUAAUUGUCGCAAGUUUGGUUUUAAUUCUUAUGUAUCCAUAUAUAUCCUUGUAAGACUUCUCAUCUCAAAUCUCGUAUUAUUGUCAAAAGCUAUUAGAAUGUAUCAUCAUAAUCAGACCUUGACGAGUUUUCGAUUGUUAUGUUAUUUGGUUUCUUAAAUUUACUAUCUUACGUAUAAAAAGGAAUUUUUAGAAACAUUUGAUUGCAAAAUUAAACGCUUAAACUUUAUUGAAAUACACAGAAACUUCUAAACACUUUAAAAGAUUUUGACCAGGUUUCGACGUUGCUCCACGUCACUAUCAAGUCAAGAGUAAAAAUUACAACAGAAAAUAUUUCAUUAUGUAUCAGAUUAAGUAACUUUAUAUUUGAAUUAUGUCUACUAGCGGACCAGAAUCCCCGGAAGUUCUUUGACCAGCGAGACGCCGGACUUUACAUUUGCCGGUGGCCUGGGUCGCCUCCAGAAGACCCCUUCCGGCACAGUAGUGAGGUUAGUGGUGCAUCUCAUCCAAAUUGUGUCCAAUUCGUGCCUAUUAGUUUCAGCAGGUGUAUAAACUUUCGUUUAUGUAACUGCUUUAUCUUCUUGUCACGCAAUGUUAAGAAAGAAUGACGCAUGUGUUAUGAGGUUUUAUGUCAGAUUUGAGUGUUCCUGUCGGCUGUCAAGCGGCUGUUGACGUUGGGACAUGCUCAUGGCAUGUCACGCAAUAGUUAUUCGCAGAGGGACGAUUUAGCUAUGCAGGUUACCAUCUUAAGCACCCUACACAUAAGAGACUAAUGUCUAUGAAGACUUGUUCACAAACGUUUCUACUAGUGUCACGCUCACGCAUUCGUAACUUAGAAUACACAAAGAUUGAAACGAUGAAGUGUGUCCUCAGCUAAAAUCUAAUGUAUUUUAUAUUUCUUUUUUCGCUUAAUAAGGGAGCCUGGACUGGUUUGGAGUACGAAUACGCCCAAUUGUGUUUGAAUCAGUCAAUGGUCAGCACAGCACUCAGUGGUAUUGACAGUCAUUUUGUCUUGUGUUUGCGCGUUUGUUCAUUCAUAGGGUGUCUUCUUUCGGGAUGUUUGACUUUACACCGCUCUUACCUCCUUUCAUUUAAGAUUCUUUUGUUCACAUUGCACCUUUUCUGGUUUAGUUUUGACCGACACCCGUGAAAAGUAUGACGGCACUCGACGCAGUCCUUGGAACGAAAUUGAGUGUGGCGACCAUUAUGUUCGCCCAAUGGCAGCUUUUACCUUUUUUGAGUUCGCCUCAGGUCAGGUAAGGAGUACUUCGCUAUCAGUAGCUCUUAAUUAUGAUAUUGACAUCCAGUGCUUGUGUUGUAAGGUUUUGCUCUUGUGCGUGGCGGUUUUGUGUGCGCUUUUCUUAUCCGCUUGAUGAUUGUUAAAAAAAAGUUUUCAAGCACCUUACGGAGACACUUCUAUCUGCUUAGGGAUUUUUCAUAAAAAAAAAGAAUGAUGUCUGUCAAGGAGAUUGUGUCUUUCUUUACUGAUGUCACGACGUGACGUCACCUGAACUGAGCUGAGUUAACCAAGAUUAUUGCGACCUCAAACUGAUAAGAAUAAGAUGGUAUGGAUUGAAAAUGUGACUUGCGUCUAAUUUCUCCAUACAGUAUCACCCCUGAAUCACACAUUAAGGUUACAAGAUAAAGGAAAUGAUCACCAACUAAAGAUUGUUAAACCAAAUCUCCUUCUUAACACCUUAGGAAAGCUAUAGAGAACUGUAGGGAGAAUAUACAUACUGAGAUUAGGGCGUGAGGGGUUAAAAAAUCAUGAUUGAACGUAAGUCUUCACUUUUUCUUGAAUUAUUUUUUUUACCAGACUUGGAAGUUGUCCGAGGUUGGGAAUCCUUUGAUCAGCCUUGGGUUUGCACCGCGAAUUAAUCCAUCAGACUUCUGUGGCUUUUUUAUCACUGCCACUGCUUGGGGUCAGUUUAAACAGAAGGGAGAUGAAGAAAUGAGAGAUGGAACUGCUGAGGUAAAAUAUUAUGAAUUUUUUUUUGUAUGAAGUUUUUUCCUUUGCCCCAGUGAACAUAGCCAAAGUUUAGAACAGACACAGUUUUUCGCUGAUGCUGUGAUGCCGGUAAAUUUUAGCCUUCAGUAUCCACUUUUGUUCGUUUUCCAGCUUUGUGUUCAUCAUGGAGAACUACGCCUAUCACAGCUCACUCUCAAGUCACGUGCCUCCUCGGCCUUAGCGCGCAUGGCAGGAGGUAUUAACGAGUUGCUGGUCACAACAGUGGCUCAGGUAAAACAUCUUUCUUUUGCGAAAAUGAACUCUAAAGACCGUAAAACGCUAUUGGGCGGUUGAAUUAAGUUUAUUGUGAAUUUAUUUUGUGUCUUUUUGACUAGAACGCUGAACAGCUCUCAAUUGACUUCGAUUCUUGUGGAAUUCUGUUCAAAGCUGGCGAGAGUCUGCAUGUCACACUUUCAGGU